AUGACCGAUCAAUUAGAAAGGAAAAAGGCUACCCGUCGUGGGAACAGAGCAGUUAUAACGAAAUACAGUAACAAAGCGAAGGAAUUAUUGGCAAAUGGAGAAAAUAUCGACGAAAAUACGAAGGAUCGUUUAAACACGUUGCACGAUCUUCUUGAGGAAAAAUUACAAGUGGUAAAGAAAUUCGACGAAGAAAUCUUACAGUUAUGCGAAGUUAAAGAAAUAGAAAACGAGAUUGAAGUAUCCGCGGAAUUAAAUUUACGAGUUCUUGAUGUUAAAAAACAAAUAUCCAAGUUUUUUGCGAAGAAAAUCGACGAUACAGGAAAAGUACCUAUUCACGAUAUAUCUAUACCUGGUCAAAAUACCCCGCAAGUAGAAAUAACAGAGGUAGGUGAAAUUUCCUCUGAAGUUAAUGUCAAUAAUGAAACAAUAAACGAACAGGACAAUGUUAAUUCAACCCAAGAUCCUACACCAAGUAACCCAACCUUAAUUCACCCAGACCCUAGUAGUCCAACAACCAAUCAAUCAAGUGGAAAUUAUGUCAUAGGUUAUGGUGCAAAAACGAAGCUUCCAAAGUUAACUUUACCCCGGUUCAGAGGAGAUAUUACUGAAUUUCAACCAUUUUGGGAUAGUUUUGAAAAUGCUGUCCACAAGAAUACAAGUUUGUCAAGCAUUGACAAAUUUAAUUACUUAUAUUCCUUGUUGGAGGGUUCAGCAUUACUGGUUAUUAAGGGAUUGGCUUUGACGGAAGAAAACUACAAGGUUGCAAUCGACAUUCUUAAACAACGUUAUGGCAAUACUCAAGUUAUCAUAUCCGCCCAUAUGGAUGAGAUGUUAAAACUUCCCGAUUGUUCGACUGGAAGGGUACGCGAUCUUCGAAGAGUGUAUGAUAAAAUUAAUGUUAACGUAAGAGGGCUUGAGGCACUUGGAGUAAAAUCGGAACAAUAUGGUAGUCUACUCAUUCCAGUAAUCAUGGCAAAACUACCACCCAAGUUACGAAUCCAUGUUGCAAGAAAGACUGCCAGUGAACUUUGGAAAAUUGACAAUAUUCUAGACAUUAUUCGAAAGGAAGUGGAAGCACGGGAGAUCAGUGAGAGUGUUCGUACAAACAAUUCUAGUUUUAAUGACAUUCACAAGCAAAAUGAAGUAUGGAAACAAAAUCGACAGCGGAAUUACAGUUCGUCUGCGGCAAGUCUAUUCGUUAAAGAUGGGGAAAAUGAGCGAAAGAUAAAAUGUGUCUAUUGUGGACAAUAUCAUUACUCAGCAUCGUGCGAACAUGUGAAAGAUGUGAAUGAUCGAAAGGGCAUUUUAAGAGAUCAGAAACGUUGCUAUUUAUGUUUGCAAGGUGGUCAUUGUGCACAUGAAUGUGAAAAUUACGGUGGCCCACAAGGGCAACGUCAUUAAUAAAUCAGAUAUCAAAUUCAAAUUCCUUACUUCAAAUUCAAAUUCAUCACUCCAAAUUCAAAUUCAUCACUCCAAAUUCAAAUUCAUCACUCCAAAUUCAAAUUUCUCACUCCAAAUUCAAAUUUCUCACUCCAAAUUCAAAUUUCUCACUCCAAAUUCAAAUUUCUCACUCCAAAUUCAAAUUUCUCACUCCAAAUUCAAAUUUCUCACUCCAAAUUCAAAUUUCUCACUCCAAAUUCAAAUGUCUCACUCUAAAUUCAAAUUUCUCACUCCAAAUUCAAAUUUCUCACUCCAAAUUCAAAUUUUUCACUCCAAAUUCAAAUCAUCAUUGGUCAGCGGUAACAAUCUCAAAUAAACUACAAUACUUCAUUUAAUAAAUUUAAAGAGAUUUUCGUUCUAUUCGAAUUCAAUUCUGGUUCUAUUACAGUAUAAAAAGUUUGUUAUUUUAUACUAUAUAAAAUCCUUUGUGACUUCAGCGAGAUGUUUUGUCAGUCAUGUGGCCAUAAAGCACACAAUGAUGCAAGUUUUUGUGGAAACUGUGGAAAAGUAGGUGCGUAUUUAAUAAUUAUAAUAUUGUAUAUAUUAAUAUAUUAAAAGGGGCCAUGAAGUUUUGAAGUUUUUUUUUAAUUUUCCCCUAUGUACAGCUUUGUUAAUAUUUACAAAUAUUUUCUAAUAAUAUUGGGCUAGGGACCUACUAGAAACCCUAACAGGCUUUUUAAUUUAGGCCCCUAGUUAUAGUUCACUGUUAUCUAUUAAUUAAUAUAUUUACAGUAAAAUCAGAAAAACAAUUAUCUUAGAGUGUAUUGCAUAUCCUGCUGGUGAUAAUGUCGAUUCGACGUUAUGCGUGGCAACAUGAAUUCACAUGCAUAUACCAUCAUAUUGAUGGCAAAAAUUUUCUGUAUUAACACAACAUGAGAAGGGAGGGAAUGCAUACGAUUGGAGCGUAUUAUAUACCGAGAGGUGUACAAAGCAUAAAAGCUAAAUAGUAUUAGUAUCAUUGAGUAUUUGUGUGAUUCACACUGAAGUCACUGAAAGUAUUUGCAAGUUGUGCUCACAUGUAUGUGUGUAGUACACAUUAUUAAAGAGCUCUCAAUUUUUUAGAUUUAGUAGAAUUUCCUAAAAUGUUGGCACAGGCAUAAGAGACAGGAGGGGGGGGGGGUAGUUAGUGGGUGGGAAGUAUGUGGGUCACAGCCCCCAGUCAGUGUUUAGUUAGGCAGAUUCUAUCCAUUCAAAUUUGAAGUUUGGCAAUUUGCUAGGGCUUCCCAACUCAGUGUAAAGUAUUAUGUCAUGAUAUUAAUGCUUAGUCAGAGAAACUGAAUGACAGAUUUGUUUUAUUCAUUUAUUUAUUUAUUUAAUUUACCCAUAAUUUAUUCUACAUACAAAAACAUUUAUUUAUUAACUACAUUAAAUUAAUGAAGGCUUGGGCUAGAGGCCUAUUAGAAACCUAAAGGCUUUUGUUUAAGACCCCUAGACUAAUUUAUAAUUACAAAACAUUAUUUAUUUAAAAUAACUUUGAAAAAGAAACCAGUUCAAUAUAAAAGAUACAGAAAAAAUAUAUACAUAUAUACAGAUAGGAACAGUUUAUGAAGUAUAAUGGUACAUUAGGCUAAAAUUAAUUUCAUUUGUCAAUAAGUAAUCUUUGAUUCUUUUUUGAAAAUUGUAGAAGACUUAAUCUUUUUUGUAAUCAACGGAAAACAUUCUAAACAUCAAUUACUUUAUGGGAAAGCAUACGUUUGGCAUAAUUAGUUCUUUUAUAGCCUAAGUUUUGUGAAGAUGGGAUGAAGUUCUUGUGUUAUAAUUGUGAAAUUCAGAAUUAGCUGAGAAGUAAUUAUCAAAUAUUUCGGGUAAAUUUUUUAAAUGAUGAUAGCGGAACAUAAAUAUACUAGUAAGAUAGCAAUUUAAUUGUUCGAUAUUUAAUAAUCGAAGAUCUCUGCAAAUGUUGGUUUGUGUGCUCUGAAUAAGAUUUAAAUGCCAUUAAUCUUACUAUCUUUUUUGUAUAUUUAUUAGCCUUUGAAUUCUUGUUUUGUAUGUAUUACCCCAUAUUAUGUUGCUGUAAAUAAGAUAUGGAUAGACCAAGGCAUAAUAAAGUAGCUUAAUUGCGAGUAUUCAUACUGAUAUGUCUACUUUUCGAUAUUAUUGCUGAAGACUUCAUAAUUUUCUUUUCAAUCAUGUCUAUAUGAUCAUUCCAUGUUAGGUGUUCAUCAAUAAUUACACCCAAAAAUGUAGUUUUUUUAACUUGUUCAAUAAUUGUUUUUGUUUGUGGAAACACCACGUAAUAUGAUAUUAUUAGCACUGAUGAAGAUCCGGGCUUACGGAUCGAAAGCUUUGCAGUAAUAAAUUUACGUGGUGUUUCCACAAACAAAAAACAAUUAUAUUUUAUCGCCAUGCAAACAUUCAAAGAACUUAUAACUUGUUCAAUGUUUGCAUUGUUCAAGGAAAUUUUUACAUUAUAGUUUUGGUUUUUCUUCGAAGAUUUAAAGACAAUAAACCUUGAUUGUGAGGUAUUUGAAUGAAAGUUUAUUGACAACAAGUCAAUUGGAAAUUUUAUCCAAUUCAAGCUGCACAGUUUCAUUGAGCGUUUUGAGACACCUAAAAUGGUGCACGAUAUGUUUUUGAAGUUAAAGAUUGAAAUUUCAUAAAUACGUGUAAAACGUUUUAAAUAUUUCUAUUUAUCAUUUUAAUAAUGGCUUUGUAUUUCUGUAUACGAGACAUGUUCCUUUUAUUUACAGUACAUUCUUUUAAUCCUUAGAAGGCAGUUUUCCAUCGACAUCAUCAGGCAAAUGUUAUCUGCCCUCCAAUUUUUGUCCGCCUUAGAGAUCGUGCCCUAGAGAUCUUUAUGAAUCAGAAAUUCAGAUUCUCUGAAGUCUUGCCUAUUUGGGAACUGGGAUUUUUAAAGACUUAUCUUACAACUAGUACUUGUCUAUUAAUUCUCUAGUUCAAAAAUCUCUGCAAUCUAGCAGUUAUGGAACGUCCAGCUCCACUCCAACAGGUAAAGAAGUUUUGUAAUAGCUUUGCUGUGGAAACACCACAUGUAUUAAAUUAAAUUUCCAUUAAUGAUUUUGACAAUGUAAAAACUGAACUUUUCAUUAUUGGUUAUUAUAGAUAUCCCACAUGGUAAAUUAUUGUAGUAAAAACCAUGUUUGAUAUUUACCAGGAAAAUAUUUAAAAUAUUUAAAUCUUUAAAAAACCAUUGAAAACCAUUAAUGGAAAUUAUAAUAUAUAAAUUAAAAUCAACAAAAUCCACUAGGUGUCUUUAUUACUAAAUAGUUUCAUACCACAAGAUGCGGCAAUCUUUAGAUAAAUUUACCUAAUGACUAGAGACUAAAACUUACAAGGUAUGUACAAUAUAAAAAUUAAUCCUAUUACAAAGCACGCAAUUUAAUUAACAUGUUAUGUGAUAAGCUGACAGGACGAGGAAAGAUUAAUACACCACGGUAUAUUUAAAUGUCUAGCUUUUAAAUAUUACUUAAAAUAAAUUUUUUAUUAUAUGCUUACAUGCAUGCAGAGACUAACUCAUUUCGUUUGUUUAAAGUGGCCAUUUCUGGCUUACAAAUAAUAAAAUAUUUCUCCCAUAAACACAAAUUACAUCGAUUUGAAGCACAAUUAUAAGACUUAGCUCGUUUCAAUAGUUUCUAAUGAAUUAUAUAAUCAAUGUUUUGAUUUUUCAAUUCCCACACAUAUUUGCAUAGUUCAGUAGGAACGUUCCGUUUGUUGAAAGAUUUGAAUCAUGUUUUGUGGUUUGCAAGUCUUUUUUUGAGCGAGUUUUUUGUAAGUAUCAUGCUGUAUAUGGAAAGGUUCUAACUUUAUUGUUUUUCUUUCCUUACAGAUGUUUGUCCAACAAAUCCUGUAACUUCAGUAAACGAUUCAGACAGAGUCGCUGCAGGUAAAAGAGUAAUGUCUUAUGAUGAUUACCGAAAAUCAAAGGGAAAACAAUGGAAGUCUUUGGUUUCCAAAUCUGGGAAAUCAAAGACACAAGAAUUUGAUGUAACUAUUCUAAUUUCCCUCUUCGAGUGGAAUCUCAAAGAAGCAAAAUUGAAGCCUAAACGAGGUAAAAGGAUGACGUUGGUUGUAUCGAAUACAGCACCAUAUGCUUCCAUCCUUAAAAAGGCUGUUGAGAAGUGGCGAGCAUUCCAUUGUGAUUGCUUCGACGAAAACGAAGAUUACAUGCUCUUACUUGAAAAUUGUAAAGAAGCUUUGUUUCUUCCUGGAUCCCACAAAGAGUUUUUUUCCCUCAAGAGGUACAAGGAAGAAGUGGGUAAAGAUUAUGCCAAGAUAGUUUUAUACUUGUGUACGCGACGCGAUUAUGAUAUGUCUGAAGGAUACGAAAGUGAAGAAGAUGAUACCACAUGUUCAAGUAGUCAUACUGCGUCAAGAAACCAUAAAAUGGAGGAAUACUUCAAUGACACCAUCUGUGAUCCUGUUCAUUUUGGUCCAAGUACGGAAAAACGAUCAAAGCUGGAGCCUGGAAGGGAUUUAAGCAAAACGGACAUUGAAAACCAGAUCAUGAAUGAUGAGACUCUUGCAAGAGAAAUGCAAUCGGAACUCGAUGAAACUCAUCAAGCUAUCAUUGAACUAGAUGUUGAUAAUGAAAGCAAAGAAAGUAACGAGACAGAUUCAACCAAAUUUACUGACAUCCCACAUUUGGUAACCUCUUUGGAAGACCAUGUAGACAAGUCAAGUCAAUAUUUCCUUGUGAUUCGAAGAGGGAUAACAUUUCAAAGGCUGUUGUUGUUAUGGCAGAGAGAAUGCAAGAAAACCUCCCCAGAGAAAGUUUUCCGAGUCAAAUAUAUUGGUGAAAGAGGCAUUGAUUCUGGUGCUAUCUCCAAGGAAUGCUUAACAAAAGCCAUAUCGGAUAUGGGAACUUCUAUGUUCCAUAAUGGUGCUCCCAUUGAUUCUGUCUACAACAUCCACAAUGGCCAAUUCAGAUCAUGUGGUGAAAUGGUAGCUACAUCAAUUGCCCAAGGAGGCCCGCCGCCACGUUUUUUGCAUGAAAACGUAUUCAAGAUGCUUGUGAAUCCAGAUGUUGAUGUUGCUAAUCUGAAUCCUGAUGAACAUCUCACAGAUGACGAUCAACAACUUAUAAGUAGAGUGAAGAAUGAUGUCAGUGCACACAAAAACACCAUUAUCGACAGUGGGUACACUGGCGUAAUUGAUGAAGAUCAUAAAGAUGACAUUGUUGGAACAAUGAUAGUCAAUAUAGUGGGCAAACGAUUGCUAUAUCUUAAAGAGUUCGCUGAAGGGCUGAAGCUGUUUGGUCUAAUGCAAGCUAUUCGAGACAAUCCUGAUCUCACUAAAACCCUGUUCGUUGUAGGAAAUGAUGCAGUUGAUGCAAAUUAUGUUUUUUCAUUGAUGUGUCCUCAGUAUUCUCCAGAAGGAUCAUCUAAAAGAGUCCAUGAAGACAAAAUCAUGGAUAAUAUACAAGACUUCCUAUUUGGCCUCGAAGAUGAAUCUGUUACAGGCUACGCAGAAGCAAUAUCAUGGGCCGCUGACCUACCGGAGGAAUAUUCAGCUGAGCUUCGGGCAUCUCAUGAAGAUGUUGUAGAUAAAGGCAUUACUGAAAAGUUUGAAAUGGCCAAUCUAACGCCAGCCGGUAUUUUUGGAUGGCUUACAGGGCAACAGCAUAAGCCCUUAAAUGGAAUUCCACUUUCUAUUAUAGUGGAAUUUGAUCACGAAUGUAUGUCAAGAAAUUCGAAGCACACCAUUUGCUUCCCCACAGUGGGAGCCUGUGCCAAAGUGAUUACGUUCCCCGUUGCCCAUAUGACUGACAGUACCGAAUUUCGAAAUGUCUUUCUGCUUGCAUAUUGCAAAGGAGGUUCUUUUGACAAUCCAUAA
This is a messenger RNA of Paramuricea clavata, 7233 nucleotides long. The record is from the annotation of a GenBank genome assembly. Lineage: Eukaryota; Metazoa; Cnidaria; Anthozoa; Malacalcyonacea; Plexauridae.